AUGGCCGAGACUUAUACUACCGCCGAGGUGGGCAAGCACAAGGAUGAGGCCAACGGCUUCUGGCUCAUUGUCGAGAAUGACGUUUACGACGUGACAAAGUUCCUGGAGGAGCACCCUGGCGGCGCAAAGAUCCUCAAGCGCUGGUCCGGCAAGAACGCCACCAAGGCCUUCUGGAAGUAUCAUAACGAGGGCGUCUUGAAGAAGUACGGCAAGGACCUCAAGAUUGGUGCCGUCGGAGAGAGCGCCAAGUUGUAA
This is a messenger RNA of Fusarium falciforme, 255 nucleotides long. RefSeq names its product Cytochrome b5 heme-binding domain-containing protein. NCBI's taxonomy places the organism in Eukaryota, Fungi, Ascomycota, Sordariomycetes, Hypocreales, Nectriaceae. Gene Ontology annotation, cellular component: intracellular membrane-bounded organelle; membrane. Bases 1 to 255 code for a protein of 84 amino acids. Gene Ontology annotation, molecular function: heme binding. The transcript is spliced from 2 exons. The record is from RefSeq and is a predicted model, not a curated record.